AACAGCAGCGGGUUGGGCAGUUCAUGCAGCACGCCGCAGCGCAACCGCAGCAUUUGGAGUCGCAGUCAAACGCGACCCAUUUGCGAUGAUUUUGCCGAGCAGCCGCUGCCGCAGCUAACCGAACUGGAGGCGGAGCACGAACUGGAGCGCUCCUGUGGCUAUCAUACAUGCAGCAGCGACUCCUCCACGCCCAGCCAGCAGCUACAGCAGCAGCAUCAGCUUUAUCGCACCCAGGACAUGGAGCUGGCCAACCAAAGCCAGCAAAGCAGCGGCAGCUGCAGCAGCUCCGGCGAGCUGUCACGCGGCGUGGGCAACCUGGAGUGGGAGAUGUACAUGAUGCAGCAUGCCCAGCGCAUUAUGCCAAAGACAUCGUCGCCCAUUUGCCAGCGUCGCGAUGCCACAUUUGAGCUGAACUCACGUUCGUAUCACAAGUGGUGCAAUUAUUUGCAGAGCACGCCCGCCCACAUGCUGCACAAUGUGAGCCACAUACCGGAGGCGAUUGCGGGCCACUUUUGUCCCCUUGACUUUCCCGCCUUCAGCGAUCUGGAGGAGAUGGAGAGUGCGGCCAAGCGUUUCAAGAUCGAUACGAAUGCGUCCGUCUAUGCGGACAACUAUCCGCUCCAGCAGCAUCUGACGCAUACCAUUAGCACAGAUCUGUGA
Messenger RNA from Drosophila novamexicana, 660 nucleotides. RefSeq lists its product as uncharacterized. The record is from RefSeq and is a predicted model, not a curated record. The transcript has a single exon. The annotation marks the transcript as partial. NCBI's taxonomy places the organism in Eukaryota, Metazoa, Arthropoda, Insecta, Diptera, Drosophilidae.